UUUAAUUUUUUUUUUUCUCUCAGCGACAGAAACCUCCCCCCUCCCGCAUCUCUCAACCUGCUCCUGCAUCAGUGUGUAUCCCAUUUCAUUUCCAUUUUUUUUUUUGUAUGGUUUUUUCUCUCAAUCGGGUUGCGAGGGUCGUUUCAAUCACUUGAUUUUGUUUUCUCAGGGUUGUUCGAUUUGUUCUUAAUCCGUGUGUGUUUGAUCUGUUUUUUUUUUUGUUUUUUUUUGUUUUUUUUUUUUUUUGUUUUAAUUCCUCAUGCGCGUGUGCUGUGAUUCCGUCAGCUCGUUUCUCCGAUCCAAGAGUUGUAGAUUUUGAUUUCAGCAAUGGCAUCGGCGCAGAACUCAGCGCCGAAUGUGGAUCUCUUUGAUGUAUACUUUCGACGUGCCGAUUUGGACCGCGAUGGUCGAAUUAGUGGUGCUGAAGCGGUUGCCUUCUUUCAAGGGUCUGGAUUGCCCAAGCAGGUUCUUGCACAGAUUUGGGCACUUUCGGACCCGAGACAGAUUGGUUUUCUCGGUCGGGCGGAGUUUAAUAAUGCCCUUAGGCUGGUCACUGUAGCACAGAGUAAGAGGGAACUAACCCCUGAGAUUGUAAAAGCAGCAUUGUUUAGCCCAGCUGCAUCUAAAAUACCUGCACCACAAAUAAAUUUCAAUACCCCGCCUGCAUCUCAGUUCAAUUCUACUCCGGCAUUACCUACACCUCAGACUGGCAUUGGUACUCCAACUCCCUCACAAGUCUCUGGGUUGGAAUCACAGGUUGCUCGAAGUGUUACUACGACUGCUUCACCGGUUCCUUCUAGAGAGAAUCAAUCUGUAAGGCCUCCGUUGGCCACUUCAAAUUCUGCUUUCCAUCCAGUGCAGGGAUUUUCAGGAGUAGGUCCCUUGUCGGGGCCACCUCCAACAAAUUCUAGCAUCUCGAAUGAUUGGGUCAGUGACCGUGCUGGUGGAGUUCAGGGGACACCCUCACAACCUCCGAACAGAGGAUUCAGUCCUGCUGGAACACAGGUUGGAUUUGGGCAAUCAAGUGCAGGACUAAUAACUUCUCUACCCCCUAGGCCUCAGACUGCUCCUGGAAUAAAGUCGGCUACACCAUCACCUGUGGAUAGUAAUGUGCAAGGUGUUUCCGGAAAUGGGAUUGCUUCUGGAUCAUAUUUUGGAGGAGGGCACUUUGCUGCAAGUUCUGUUCCCUCAAAACAAGAUGUCCCCUCAGAUAAAUUGUCGACUGGCAAUAUCAGUUCUACAUCAGUCACUGUUCCUGUACCUUCUGCUACACAACCAAUAGUUAGAGCAGGUUCCCUUGAUUCUUUGCAAAAUUCAUUUAUGAAACCACCUCUUGCUAAUCAGCCUCCACGGAACCAGCCACUAGGGAAGCCCAAUCAACAGAGCAUAUCGCACCCUGCUUCCUCUGGAUUAUCAACAGGAUCUCAGAACUCUGUUUCUGGUCAAUCUCAGCGCCCUUGGCCUAGAAUGACACAGACUGAUGUGCAGAAGUAUACUAAAGUUUUUGUUGUGGUGGAUAAGGAUAGAGAUGGAAAAAUUACCGGUGAAGAAGCACGCAAUUUGUUCUUGAGUUGGAGACUGCCAAGAGAGGUUUUAAAGCAAGUGUGGGACUUAUCCGAUCAAGAUAAUGAUAGCAUGCUUUCUGUCAGGGAGUUCUGUAUCGCACUCUAUUUGUUGGAGCGACAUAGAGAAGGGCACAUUCUUCCUGCUAUGCUUCCUAGCAACGUUGUGUUUGAUUUUUCCAGCAAUGGUCAUCCUGUGACUCCGGCUGCAUCUAACUAUAGCAAUGCAGCUUGGAGACCUACAGCUGGUUACCAACAGCACCAAGGGGUUCCUGGGUCUGGUAAUCUGCAUGGAGCUCCUGUAGUUGGAGAACGACCGCCUACACCUGCUGCUGCCUCCCCGGUUGAGGAUGAGCCACAGACCAAUAAGCCUAAAUCAAAGGUUCCUGUGCUGGAGAAAAAUCUUGUUGGUCAACUUAGUACAGAGGAGCAGAACUCCCUCAACUCAAAGUUCCAAGAAGCAGCAGAUGCGGAGAAAAAGGUUGAAGAAUUGGAGAAGGAAAUUUUGGAAUCGAGACAGAAAAUUGAGUAUUAUCGUACUAAAAUGCAAGAACUUGUCUUGUACAAGAGCAGAUGUGACAAUCGGCUGAAUGAAAUAUCUGAAAGAGUGUCUUCAGAAAAACGUGAGGUAGAGUCAUUUGCUAAGAAAUAUGAAGAGAAAUACAAACAAUCUGGUGAUGUAGCCUCCAGAUUAACCGUUGAAGAAGCUACAUUCCGUGAUAUACAGGAGAAGAAGAUGGAACUGUAUCAUGCGAUUGUGAAGAUGGAACAAGAUGUUAGUGAAGAUGGCAUUAUUCAGGUUCGUGCUGAUCGUAUUCAAGCAGAUAUAGAAGACUUAGUGAAAUCUCUCAAUGAACGCUGCAAGAGUUAUGGUUUGCGUGCGAAACCAAUAACUCUGAGUGAACUACCUUUCGGCUGGCAACCUGGCAUCCAAGUGGGAGCUGCUGACUGGGACGAGGAUUGGGAUAAAUUUGAGGAGGAAGGUUUCACUGUUGUCAAGGAACUCACUCUUGAUGUGCAGAAUGUCAUAGCACCUCCAAAGCAGAAAUCCAAAUCUGAGUCGGUGCAAAAAGAGCAAGGUUCAGCCAUUGACAGCCAAAAAGUUACACCUGCACCAGAUGUUGAUACCAAGGACGGAGAUUCUACACCAGAUGCUGAUUCCAAGGAAGAGAAACCUCCUAGUAUGGAUGAAAAAGCUGUUGAAAAUGGUUCCGUACACGAUAAUAAAAGUGAAGAUGGAUCAGCCAGAAGUGCUCCUAACAGCCCCUUUGCAAGUAGUGUUAUUGAAAGUCCCAAGGAACACAGGGAUUCCAAUUUUGGGAAGGCUGCUGGCUUUGAUGCUUCACCCCGUGACAAGGACACUCAAUAUAGGGAUUCCAAUUUUGGGAAGGCUGCUGGCUUUGAUGCUUCACCCCGUGACAAGGACACUCAAUAUAGGGAUUCCAAUCUUGGGAAGGCUGCUGGCUUUGAUGCUUCACCCCGUGACAAGGACACUCAAUAUAGGGAUUCCAAUCUUGGGAAGGCUGCUGGCUUUGAUACUUCACCCCGUGAUAAGGACGCUCUAAGUGAUCAUGGAGGUGUGGGAUCUGUGUUUUCUGGUGACAAGAGCUAUGACGAACCAGCUUGGGGAACAUUCGAUAUGAAUGACGAUAUUGACUCUGUUUGGGGCUUCAACGCUGGAGGUUCCACUAAGACUGACAAUGAUGUUAACCGAGACAACUAUUUUUUCGAUUCUGGGGACUUGGGCUUGAAUCCUAUAAGAACAGAACCAUUCCAGGCCAAGAGAAGUACAUUUGCUUUCGAUGAGUCUGUUCCUAGCACCCCACUCUUCAACUCGGGCAAUUCUCCGAACAAUUACCACGAGGGAUCAGAACCAAGUUUUGAGAACUUCUCAAGGUUUGAUUCUUCCAGUGUGCAUGAAGGUGGUUUCCCACCACAAGACACAUUUGCACGAUUCGACUCAAUGCGCAGCAGUAGAGACUUCGACCAGGGCCCUGGAUUCUCACCAUUUGGUCAGUUUGAUACAUCACGCAGCAGUAGAGACUUCGACCAGGGUGGAUCCUCAUUGACGCGAUUCGAUUCAAUGCGCAGCAGUAAAGACUUUGACCAGGGAUUCCCUUCGUUCUCAAGAUUUGAUUCAAUGCGCAGCAGCAAAGACUUCGAUCAGGAAUUCCCUUCAUUGUCACGGUUCGAUUCGAUGCGUAGCAGCAAAGAUUUUGAUCAAGGCCACGGAUUUCCAUCAUUCGAUGAUGCAGACUUCGGAUCGACAGGGCCGUUUCGGGCAUCCCUGGAUAAUCAAACUCCAAAGAAAGGAUCAGAUAACUGGAGUGCAUUUUAGCCAGGUUUGCAUCGCUCCUUUUACAUAUGAUAUAUUUGGUCUAAAGCCUUCUAGAACGCGGUUUAAGCUUGGGAUAAUAUGAUAUUAUUUGAGAUGUAGGUUUGUCCUCAGUGUGCCCCAUCUUUGCCUCAGGUUGAUGCUUUGUGAUGUAUUUUUUCUGUUCACCUUUGUGUAUUCAAUUUUUUUUUUGUUUUUUUAUAUAAAUUUUAAAUUCAUUUGUAUGUUCUUUUUAAGAGAAUCCUAUGCACAGCUUAUUGGCGUGAUAAAUUUGAUUAAUUUGCACAGUAUUAUUACCUGUUGGAACUAUGAUC
Cucurbita pepo subsp. pepo (vegetable marrow) is the source of this 4211-nucleotide messenger RNA. NCBI's taxonomy places the organism in Eukaryota, Viridiplantae, Streptophyta, Magnoliopsida, Cucurbitales, Cucurbitaceae. The record is from RefSeq and is a predicted model, not a curated record.